AUGGCUUCCGGAGGCAAGGGCACGCGAUGGGGCUCUCUGCUCUCGCAGGCCGUCGCCGGCGUCGAGGCCCGUCUCGACACCAUGCUUGCCGAGGCAGACGAAAUGUCCAAGCAGCCAAAGUCACCGGGCGCACCCCAGUCGCCGGCCAAGCAGAGCUCCACCUCUGUACGGUCCGGCUCGUCUAGUCGGGUCAACGAACGGCUUCAGGAGCGCCUGGCCCGAGCAGUGGCCGCCAAAAAUGCGGGCAGUUCCCGCGGACAGUCGCCAGCACCUUCGUCUACAGCAGCCAACAGCCCGCGGCAAAGCGUCGACAUUGCCAGCCGAACGUCUCUCGACGGCGCUCGACCGGUCUCCAAGGAUAAGGAGCCGGUUGAAACCACACGCUUAUCUACAGACAGCGCGAGGAGCCCACCCUCGACAAUGGAUACCCAAAAUGAGAGCAACGGGGACGGGACGGAGGCAAGUGGUGCUACAGAGAUCACCCAAACGGACACGGCAGCACUAGCACCAGCGGCAGAAUUGGAGAUCGCAACCAGUACGACGUCACCAGUGCCAGCAGAAGGUACCUUGGAACCUGGCAGUAUCACGGAUGAGGAUAGCGCGCAACUCGCCAAGACGCUCCAGGAGGCACUCUUGAAGGAACAGCAAGAGCACCAGGAAGAAACACACCAGUUUACGGAAAAGAUAGAUGCGCUGCAGGCGAAGCUGCAAUACAUGUCGCGCGAGGCGGCAGAGGCGGCCAAAAAGGCCGGACAGGCAGCAACACCGGGCAGCUUGGAGAAGAAGGUGGCGGAGAAGGACCAGCAGAUCGCGGCGCUGAUGGAGGAGGGCAAGAAUCUGGGAGUUACAGAGCAGAAGCACCGGGCACUGCUAAAGAAGCUGCGGACGAAGAUGGCCGAAGACGAGAAGGCGGCGGGCGAGCUGCGGGCAGCACGAACCAAGGCCGAGGCGGAGCUACAGACGCUACGACCCAAAGCACGACGGGUGACAGAAUUGGAGAAGAUGCAGGAGGACGGCCGGCGACAACUGGCACAGGCACAGACGGACCUGGCAGAGGCAAGGGCCGGGCUGACAGCACGAGAGGGCACGGUGGCAGCUCUGCGGUUGCAGCUGGAGGAAGCCAUCGAGCGGGCUGACAAGGCAGCCGCCAAGGUGCAAGACGAGGCUCUGGAGGCGGCACGCAAGCAGAUAAAGGAGCUCGAGGAGCAGGUAGCGACGCUGAGGCUGGAAAAGUCGCUGACUGCCGAUCGGGCGAAAGCGCAGGUUGAAGAGUGGCGCGAGAAGGCAGAGCGAGCUGAGGAGCGGGCGCGCAUUGCUGAGGUCGAGGCGAUGGCGGAGGUGCAGGUGAUGGAGGGAAAGCUGGAGGCGACACGGGCGCGGGCCGAAGAGGCAUCGUCGGGCGCGCAGGGCGACUCGCAGGCGAAGCUGCUGCGGCAGGUGGAGACUCUACAGAGCCAGUAUGCGAUUGCGAGCGAGAAUUGGCAGGGCAUCGAGGCGACGCUGCUGUCGCGAGUAUCUGGGCUGGAAACCGAGCGUGACGAGGCACAGCAGCGGGAGUCGGAGAUGCGGAAGAAGGCACGAGAAGCGGCGCUGCGUGCCAAACGUCUGGAGGAGGAGCUCGAAGAUGUGCAGUCGAAACUGCCGCGAGCAGAAGAAGCGGUCGGCGCACAUGAGACGCGGAUUGCGGCUCUGAACAGACGGGCGGAAGAAGCAGAGGCAGCUUUACAGCAGGCCCGGGCCGAGCUGGAUAGCCAGAGGGUGCAGGCACGCAAAAGACAGGAGCAGCAGCUGGAGCAGGAGCUCGAACAGGAGCAAGAACAAGAGCAAGAGCGCGAGCGCGAGCGAGAGCAGGGGCGAGGUCGAGGACCGACAGAUCUUCGACGCACCUGGCUUGACGACCUGCCGGGUCGCAGCAGCAGCAACAGCCGGCCCGAGUCGCCGCUGGUGCAGGGAGGCGGUGGAGUGACGCCCGGAAUGCCGACGCGGACAUGGAGCUCCGACUUUCUGGGGUUGCAGGGCCUUCCGAACAAGCUUCGCAAGACGUCGACGCCGUCGAGCCACGGCGACGCAGCCGAGCGGUUCUCGCUGCGGCGGCCGUCGGGACAGCCGCCGCUGUCGUCAGUGAUGUCAGUGAUGUCAGUGAUGUCGCCCAUGGCCAUGUCGCCGACGGCAAUCGGGCCCGAAGACGCGGUGGAUGAGCCGGAUCGAUCAGCAUCACCGCAGCUGCACAUGAUGGGAGGCAGCGGUGGUGGUGGUGGCGGUGGCAGCGGCGGCACACCACAGCAGACGGACCUGGUGUCGGUGUCGACGGUGGCGGCAGGCCCGUCGGUGCAGCUGGUGGAGCGGAUGAGUGCGGCCAUCCGACGGCUCGAAAGCGAAAAGGUGGCCGCGCGCGAGGAGCUGGCACGCAUCUCGAGCCAGCGCAACGAGGCGCGCGCCGAGGUGCUGGCGCUGCUCAAGGACGCCGAAGCCGGCCGAGCGGCAGCCGAUCGGGUGGCCACGCUCGAAAAGGACGUCAGCGCGAUGCAGGAGCGCUACGAGACCACGCUGGAGCUGCUCGGCGAGAAGAGCGAGCUGGUCGAGGAGCUGCAGGCAGACGUGCAGGAUGUCAAGGCCAUGUACCGGGACCUGGUGGAGCGGUCGAUCAAAGGACAGCAGAGGCAGGAACUCAAGCAGGCAGGGACGGACAGCAACGGCGCCGGAUCGGGAAGGCGCCAGGGAGGAGCAGAAACGCCCCAGUGUAUUUUAUAG
Grosmannia clavigera kw1407 is the source of this 2751-nucleotide messenger RNA. Its product is annotated as m protein repeat protein. Bases 1 to 2751 code for a protein of 916 amino acids. The transcript has 4 exons. NCBI's taxonomy places the organism in Eukaryota, Fungi, Ascomycota, Sordariomycetes, Ophiostomatales, Ophiostomataceae. Gene Ontology annotation, cellular component: Golgi apparatus; endoplasmic reticulum. The record is from RefSeq and is a predicted model, not a curated record.